AUGUCAGCGUUGUUGUCAACAAGGACCUUGUUGAAGCCAGAAGUCUUCGGCUGCAACCUGAAAAAGCAGGAGAGGUUCUUGGAGAAGCUGUGUAUUUUCAUAUUUGCAACCUUUCAGACUGCAGUUUGGUCUCCGGUAUUAUGUACUGUGGAACAGAAACUCAACUACAAUGGCCUGGAUGACAACACUGUGUGCCCUAAUAUUAGGAUUGGACAAGAUGACUUACCAGGAUUUGACCUCAUCACACAAUUCCAAUUGGAUUCCAUUCCACUGCGGGGUGUGAGGAGAGUGGAAGGUUCCACACCACUGCAGAUUGCCUUCAGACUUGACAGAGAGGCAAACUUUGAAAUUCCAACAAGAAUAAUCUACCCACGAGGGCUGCCUGAAGAGUAUUCUUUUGUCACCACCUUCAGGAUGGUAAAAAACACGGUUAACAAAGUGUGGAAUGUGUGGCAGAUUGUGGACGAAACUGGCAAUGAGCAAGUUGGUCUGAGGCUGAACGGGAACACCCAGUCCUUGGAGUUUUAUUUAGUUGGAUUGGAUGGUAGCUUGCAAUCUGCCAUUUUUCAAGGGGUUUUGCAGAUCUUUGAUACUGACUGGCAUAAGAUCCUAGUGGGUGUGGAGAGGGACACUGUCAGCUUAUUCGUGGACUGCCAUCGUGUAGCAUCCCAACCCAUCAAACCAAAAGGAACCGUUAAUGUCGAUGGUGAUACUCUGAUAGGACGACUGGAUGCAAACCCUGAAGUAUCUGUGGUGUUUGAACUACAGUGGAUGUUGAUUCACUGUGACCCACAACGAGCACAUCGUGAAGCUUGCACCGAGUUAUCCAUACAGCAGCCUGAUUUCGGUUUCAGAGGUCCGGGGCCUGAUUAUGGAAAACCAAGCCUGCCAGGUCCAAUGGGUCCUCCAGGUCCUGCAGGACCACCAGGUUCUCCUGGUCCACCAGGUCCUUCAGGAUCUCCAGGAAUUCCAGGAUCACCUGGGCUGGAUGGAAGAGAUGGAACUGAUGGAGGAGUGGGCCCUCCUGGUCAGCCAGGUCUUCCAGGUCAGAAAGGGGAGCGUGGUGAUACUGGGCUCACAGGACAACCUGGAAAGCCUGGCCUUCCAGGAAUUAAUGGACGGCCAGGUCCAAUUGGACCAAUGGGACCAGAAGGUCGAGUGGGUCCUCCUGGUGUUCCUGGUCCAGAAGGUCCACCAGGGGUGUCGAAAAUUGGAAAUCCAGGACCACCUGGUGAAAAUGGUCUCGAUGGGGAACCUGGACCACCUGGUGAACCUGGAACAAAGGGAGCACCCGGCUUGCCUGGACCUCCAGGGCCCAUGGGCCCACCAGGUACAGCUGGAGAUGGAAGCGGAGAAGUUGUGUGUACAGUAUCAUGUCCUCCAGGUCCUCCUGGACCACCUGGGUUACCAGGAUUUAAGGGACAUAAAGGCCAAAAAGGUGUUGCUGGAGCUGUGGGCAAGGAGGGUCUGAAGGGCGAUCGAGGUUCUCCUGGGCCACAGGGUAUUGGCGGGCUCCCUGGAUCUGAGGGUUCUCGUGGACCUAGAGGCUUUCCUGGUGCAUCAGGAAAUAAAGGGAGCAAAGGAGCUACAGGAUUUAAUGGCUUGCCAGGGCCUCCAGGCUCACCUGGGCCUACUGGCCCUGAAGGUGCAAGAGGUGCAAUCGGAGAACCGGGCAUCAAUGGCGCCAAAGGUCCAGAGGGACCUCGAGGGCCUUAUGGUGCUCCAGGACCUAAAGGCGAACCUGGUGAUCCUGGGCCUGCUGGACGAGAUGGGAGUCCUGGAGCUGAUGGCAUAAAGGGCGAUGCUGGAAUACCCGGCCGAAUGGGAGAAGCUGGAGUUCGAGGUUUACCUGGAUUACAUGGAUCACCAGGACAGAAAGGACCCAUUGGGGAAAAGGGUGAUAUUGGUGAGAUGGGACCGAUGGGACCUCCUGGAAUCCCAGGGGAGCCUGGUGACCCAGGAACACCAGGACAAGGAGGAGCCCAAGGUCCACGUGGCCCUCCUGGAAUUUCUGGAGAGCCAGGACUCAUUGGACCUCCAGGUUUACCAGGUUCUGCUGUUGAAAGAGCUUAA
Messenger RNA from Pristis pectinata (smalltooth sawfish), 2073 nucleotides. Its product is annotated as collagen alpha-1(IX) chain-like. The record is from RefSeq and is a predicted model, not a curated record. The transcript is spliced from 29 exons. The coding region runs from base 1 to 2073 and encodes 690 amino acids. Lineage: Eukaryota; Metazoa; Chordata; Chondrichthyes; Rhinopristiformes; Pristidae.